This is a messenger RNA of Labeo rohita (rohu), 6011 nucleotides long. It is a transcript of the gene pacsin1a, whose product is annotated as protein kinase C and casein kinase substrate in neurons 1a. Gene Ontology annotation, biological process: cytoskeleton organization; plasma membrane tubulation; positive regulation of dendrite development. The coding region runs from base 244 to 1560 and encodes 438 amino acids. The transcript is spliced from 10 exons. Lineage: Eukaryota; Metazoa; Chordata; Actinopteri; Cypriniformes; Cyprinidae. The record is from RefSeq and is a predicted model, not a curated record. Gene Ontology annotation, cellular component: endosome; cytoplasm; plasma membrane. Gene Ontology annotation, molecular function: protein binding; phospholipid binding.
CACUGCAGGAUUAUCCUGUGCAUGAGCUCCAGACGCACUCCACAACCAAGAACGCAUAAGAAUCAAGUACUGAACUAAAGCAAUAAAGGCCGAUAAUAUCACGGGCCAGACCUGUGUAAUGAUAUCUGGAUUAUUUUACUCUUAAAAGCUCCUGCCUUUGUUUAUGAAUGGGUUCACCGGUGUGCUUGAGGAAGUCCGCUUUUCUGCAGACGUGUUCAGUCUUGCUUCACAUCACCCAGCACCAUGUCUGGCUCUUACGAUGAAUCCGCUAUCUCUGAUGAGGCCAUGGACAGCUUUUGGGAGGUGGGAAAUUAUAAGCGUGCCGUCAAGAGAAUUGAUGACGGCCAUCGACUCUGCAAUGAUCUUAUGAACUGCCUUCAGGAACGUGCCAAGAUCGAGAAGUCCUACAGCCAGCAGCUCACUGAAUGGUCCAAAAGGUGGAGGCAACUGAUUGAGAAAGGGCCUCAGUAUGGUUCUGUGGAGCGGGCCUGGUUAGCUAUGAUGACAGAGGCCGACAAGGUGAGUGAACUUCAUCAAGAGGUGAAGAACGGUCUGAUGAACGAGGAUAUCGAAAAAGUGAAGAACUGGCAGAAAGACUCGUACCACAGACAGAUGAUUGGUGGCUUCAAGGAAACCAAAGAGGCAGAAGAGGGCUUCAAGAAAGCCCAGAAACCCUGGGCAAAGAAACUCAAAGAGAUGGAGACAGCAAAGAAGAACUAUCACAUGGCAUGUAAAGAGGAGAAAAUGGCUGCAGCCCGUGAGGCAGAUGCAUCCGUCACUCCUGACCAGCAGAAGAAACUCCAUGAGAAGACAGAGAAAUGCAAACAGGACGUGCAGAAGGCAAAGGAGAAGUAUGAGAAGUCUCUGGACGAGCUGUCGAAGUGCACACCACAGUACAUGGAGUGCAUGGAGCAGGUGUUUGACCAAUGCCAGCAGCACGAGGUCAAGCGACUGACCUUCCUCAAAGAGGUUCUUCUGGACAUCAAACGGCACCUAAACCUCACCGAGAACCAAAACUAUGCAGCAGUGUACCGUGACUUUGAACGCACCAUUCUGGCUGCCAACACACAAGAGGAUCUCAAGUGGUUCAGUAAUAAUCACGGUCCUGGCAUGCACAUGAACUGGCCCCAGUUUGAGGAAUAUAACCCAGAAGCCACCAAUGCUGUUGCUAAGAGAGAAAAGAAGAAGCCAGAUGGAGUCGCUCCAGCCACUCCCAGCACAGAGCAUGCAGGUCAACCAGGUGACCGUGGCAGUGUGAGCAGCUAUGAUAAGAACCAGGCGUACUCCACAGAAUGGUCAGAUGACGAGCAGCCCACCGGAUACUCGGGGAACGAGACGAACGGCGGGGCAAACUCUUUCGAGGAUGACUCGGGCAGCAGAGGAGGCGUGCGAGUGCGAGCACUCUAUGACUAUGAAGGGCAAGAGCAGGAUGAGCUAACCUUCAAAGCAGGUGAUGAAUUAACAAAGAUCGAAGAGGAAGAUGACCAAGGGUGGUGCAGAGGACGUCUGGACAGCGGCCGGACAGGCUUAUACCCGGCCAAUUACGUUGAGGAAAUCUGAUCACCUGACUGGAGGACAACACACCUUUGGAGGCAGCUCUGAUUGUCCGAUCUAUUAACAUGGCAAAAACGCCAGAGACUUAAUAUAGAACGACUUUCCCUGAAGAUGUGCAAUGCAGUCUUGUUUAAAAUCAAAAAAAUCUUAGUAAAGAUAGCCACACCAUGUAUAUAUUGAUUUUACCGGGGAGGCGGGGAAGAGCUUGCUCACUACUAAUAUCUAUUUGCAAAUAUUUAAAAAGCAUAUACAUACGUACAAACAAACAGAUAUGAACAAAUAAAUGACCCAUCAGUUAUGCAAGUACAGGCUACAUGUUAUUGGUGCAGAUUACAUGUUAUUUGAAAUUAUAUUACAGAUGUUAGCAUAAUAUCCAACUGAACAGAUAUUUAUGUGGCCACUCUGCUGUAUCUUAGGACACGGUUCAAUGUGCAAUUAUUGGGUACUCAUUCAUUGUCACGUGUUAAACAGAAAACGGCUCGCAACAGGCUAUUCGGUUUUCCUCUUACUCUCACCACCAGUCCAUGCCUCGUGGCGCUGAUUAUUAUAUUAGGUAUCGUUCUCUUGAUGUCUGUGUCUUUAUGCAUAGCAGCAUGUGCUAUGGAGCAUGUAGCCCUUGAUUCCUCAGGCCAUCUGUACCGUAUGCAAUUCCCACAGUGACCACAGAGGGCAGCAGACUCAUGUCAACCUCACACCAGGAAGUGGUGGAAAAUCUCAGGCUAUGUUCAGAACAGAAUACUACUUUAGCAGUGGUAUGGAUACUACAUACUAUUUUUAAAGAUAGUAUGUGAAACAUUAUGCAUUAUGAAUCAAGAACAGUGGUUGGGGUGGCACCAUAUUUCAUUUGUGAUAGGAAUGAAUUUGAGGCUUUGAGGGACUGAAGCACAGCACAUUCAAUGGAUUGAACUGCUGUUUAACAACAUAUACAGUUGAAGUCAAAAGUUUACAUACACCUUGCAGAAUUUGCAAAAUGUUAAUUAUUUUACCAAAAUAAGAGGAAUCAUACAAAAUGCAUGUUGUUUUUCAUUUAGUAUUGACCUGAAUAAGAUAUUUCACAUAAACAAUGUUUACAUAUAGUCCACAAGAGAAAAUAAUAGUUUACAUACACUUGAUUCUUAAUACUGUAUUGUUACCUGAAUGUUUUUUUUUUUUGCGAUAGUUGUUCAUGAAUCCCUUGUUUGUCCUGAACAGUUAAACUGCUCGCUGUUCUUCAGAAAAAUCCUUCAGGUCCCACAGAUUAUUUGUUUUUUUCAGCAUUUUUGUGCAUUUGAACCCUUUCCAGUGUGCAGGGAAAUUUUUCUAAAUUCAACUAUUAUUUUCUCUUGUGGACUAUAUGUAAACAUAUUUUAUGUGAAAUAUCUUAUUCAGGUCUGUACUAAAUAAAAACAACACCAUGCAUUUUGUAUGACCCCUCUUAUUUUGGUAAAAUAAUUAACAUUUUGCAGAUUAUGCAAGGUGUAUGUAAACUUUUGACUUCAAGUGUAGAUUCCUCAGCUGAGGAAACAUCUUUACAAAAAACAUUCAGUAGAAAAAAAAAUGGAAAAAGUUGUGAUUCGGCGAAAAUGACAUCAUGUAGGACCUUUAUACAGUGCAUGCCAUUGUAAAGACUGUAAGUCUGUCCAUCGCAGCUUCGUUUUCAUCCGUGUUAAAUUCAACGUGGUGUCUAACCUGGCUAAGAUCUAUUAUUGCAUGCAAGUGGCAUCCAUGUAUCAUGACAUAAUAGAAUCAGUCUUGUAUUUUAAUAGAGUUUUGUAUAAAAUGUCUCAUUAUUGGAUGAUACUGACAAAAUCAAAAGAGAUGUUAAACCAGAAUUAUUUAAAGCCGUGAUUUUUAUUCAUCAAGCUUCACAGCUAUGUUUUUAAGAAACAACAUCAUCUGGGUAAUUUCAUGCACUGUACCCAGUAUACUGCAUAGUAUGUAAGCACAAUGUUCUGAACAUAGCCACAGUUGUCCAACUGCUUGAUCGUUGCACAGUGUCAUCUCGUUUGUCGUGUGUUGUUCUUAGUUACUCCAAGAAGGUCUUGUAUCAGCUUCGUCUCUAUCUAUUCAUGGUCACCUCUUGAUACCAAAUCAAGGUUCUUCAGAUGGACAUGAAUGUUUCCUGUGCAUGAUUUGGGCUACUUAUGCACAGCACAUUGAACAGACAAAAUCCAUGAGUGAAUUUCACACCUGGACCACCACAUGCAUCACAAGUUACAAAACUGACAAACUGAUUCCCGGUAGUUUCAUUGCCUGUUAACUAACACACUCUGGUUUCGCAUCAAGACUAUGGCUUAAAACAAGUUCAAUUUUGAAAUCUAAUCAAUUUUUAAAUACUAACUCAAAUAAAAGUUAAAACAUGGUGCCAAACUAUGAUUUGCAGGCAAUAUAUUGUACAGUGGGCCAAAAAGUAUUUAGACACUUAAAGGCAUGGUUCACCCAAAAAUUAAAAGUCUGUCAUCAUUUACUCUUACCUAAGUUGUUCCAAAACUGUAUAUGUUUCUUUCUUCUAUUGAAUGCAAAACAUAUUUUAAAGAAUUUUGGUAACCAAAGAGUUGCCAGUAGUUAUUGACUUCCAUAGUGGGGAAUUCAGUGUGAAAUUCAAUGGCUACUGCCAAGUGGUUACACAGAUUCUUCAAAAUAUUUUCUUUAGUGCUCAAUAUAAGAAGAACAAAACUUCUGAACAAACUGAGGGAGAGUAAAUAAUGACAAAUUUCAUUUUUGAGUGAACUAUCCCUUUGAGCAACAUAACAAUUUAAAUAAAAGUUCAAAUAGAUUGCUAAAAUCAUGUGCAGGAUUUGACAUUUUUAUUGUCGAACCCAUUCAUACAUUUUCAAGGACUCAAGUGUCUGAACACUUUUUGGGAGCACUUUAUUUUUACUCCUCUCACUGCUGAACCCUGUACAACGAUAAGCCACGAUUUUGAUAAUGCAAGCAGCGCUCCUCACAUGCUUGUUUUUUCCAGAUUGCAGUACUAAAACAUAUAAAUAUGUGGAGUUGUGCAUCGUUCAUGAAGUUUCAGUGUGGGAGUGAAAAAAAAAAAAAUUUAAACAGGAUGUGACAAAAUACAUUCAGAGGAAAGACCCCCCCAGCAGCUUCAUGAUUUGUCUAAAACUGUUCAGUCUAGAAAAAAAAAAUGAACUUGCAUUGUUAAAAUAUUCUGUAACACGUACACAAAAAGAAGUACGGAAGGGAACACGUGUCGGGGUUGUCGUAUUGGGGAGUAUCCUCUUUAUUAUAUUCAGUGUGUAUGAGUUGUGUUUAUGUAUAGAAAAUACAAAUGUAGUGUUAUAACUGUAAAUGUUGGGUAACAAAAGAACAACGCUUUGAAAAAAAAAUAACACUGUAAUGCUCUAUAGGUACCAUAUUGUAUUAAUUUGAUUUUGACUGCAAUGAAAUCACUAUGUACCAUACCUGUAUAAAUGCGUGUGGGUCCACGCCGUCAUAUUUGUAUAUGAUGAUGUAAUUUAUUAAGAUUAUAUUCUACUGUAACUGUACAACUGUGUUGAGUAGAAACAAACACCUACGUUGAGACAGUAAAGAGCCGUGUAAUGUAAAUGCUAUUUUUCAUGUUGAUUUGUACUUUAUGCAAAUGAAGGGACGAAGGUUUAUGUCGUGAACGUUUCUCUUGCAGUGUAGAGGACGUGUGUAUGUUCAUAGUUAGUUGAUGUAAAUCGACCUCCUUGCUGGUGUAGUGCCUCCUCAUCCGUAACAUAACGUUCAUUUAUAUAUGCAUAAAGUUAAUGAUGAUGAACUUGAUGAUCAAAAUAAUGUCGAAAACCUGAUUUGAAGUUUUUGUGCUGAUGUCAAUAUUGCAAUAUUAGUUUGGAAGGAGAAAACAUGUUCGUUGAGAAAAACUGUGUGCUCCGUUUUUUUUUUUUCAUUGAGAAUGUUACCAAAACACUUGACAUGCUUUUCAGUUGUUUGCCAGUUCAUUUGGAAAGGUUCACACUAGUGUAAGGCACCUAAUUAGAAAAUAUUGUACAGCAUUUGCCCUUUUCACAAUGCAUAUUGUCCCAAGGCAGCUUUACAUAGAAUAGUAUUUGUUAGGAGGAAGACGACAGACUAGGAGGAACCAAGACUGUCCCCUCAGGUUGUUGCACAGUGGAUUAUAUUUGAGAUAUUUCAUCAGGACUUGUUUCUUAGGAGUCAAAUACACACCAGCUGAGCUUAACACAAAAAAAAGGCCACAGAACACUUAAAAUAAAUACUUGAAAAGCCUAAAUACAUGAAAGCCAUCAUGAGGCACCAGCAGGGAUGCACUUAGUGAUCAGGAAGCAUCUUACAUUUGUCUAAAGUGAUAAUGGGUUGGAUCUGAAUCCCGGAUUAGUGAACCUCUGGCGGGAUGUCCCAAAGUGUGGAUAAAAAAGGGAUGGAUGCUGUGAAACCUCCUCUUGUUGAUGCUUGUGUAAUCAAAUUAUUUUGCUGAAAUUCUUCACUCUGCGGCUACAUUCACAUCCGUCAGUGGUUAUAACAAA